Messenger RNA from Mesoplodon densirostris (Blainville's beaked whale), 354 nucleotides. RefSeq names its product small ribosomal subunit protein uS8-like. The record is from RefSeq and is a predicted model, not a curated record. The coding region runs from base 1 to 354 and encodes 117 amino acids. Gene Ontology annotation, biological process: translation. The transcript has a single exon. Gene Ontology annotation, cellular component: ribosome; cytosolic small ribosomal subunit. NCBI's taxonomy places the organism in Eukaryota, Metazoa, Chordata, Mammalia, Artiodactyla, Ziphiidae. Gene Ontology annotation, molecular function: structural constituent of ribosome.
AUGGUGUGCAUGCAUGUCCUGGCUGAUGGUCUCAAGAGUAUCAACAAUGCCAAAAAAAAGAGGCAAACGCCAGGUUGGUUUAGGCCAUGCCCCAAAGUCAUCGUCAGGUUUCUAACUGUGAUGAUGAAUCACGGUUACAUUGGCAAAUUUGAAAUCAUCGAUGAUCACAGGGCUGGGGAAAUUGUUGUGAACCUCACAGACAGGCUAAAUAACUGUGGAGUGAUCAGCCCCAGAUUUGAUGUGCAACUCAAAGAUCUAGAAAAAUGUCAGAAUAACGUGCUCCCGUCCCAUCAGUUUCUUUUCAUUGUACUGACAACCUCAGCUGGCAUCAUGGACCAUAAAGAAGCAAGAUGA